AUGUCUCGUUCACUUUGCAUUACCUCGGCGGACGGCCACACCGGCUUUCUAAUCGCCGAACUGUGUCUAACAGACCCUAACUUCGCCAAUAAGCUCGGCUCUGUUACAUGCCUGUCCCUCCAUCCUAAUGCCGAUUCUUGCAAAGAGCUCACCAAGCUUGGUGCGAAGAUUGUUUCGCACAAGCCUGGCCGGCUUAGGGAUACUGUUUCUACUCUAAAGAGUAUAGGAGCAGAUACGAUGUGCUUAAUUCCACCGGCACAUCAAGAUAAAUUUAAUAUCACGGUUGAGUUAAUUGAAGCAGCUAAGAAAGCUAAUAUUCCGAAUGUUUGCUUUCUUAGCUCGGCUGGCUGCGAUCUAGCAGAGCGAGAUAGGCAACCCCGUCUACGUGAGUUUAUAGACUUGGAAGCUAUGUUCAUGUCCUCAAAGGGGGACCCGUCGACCUCGACAGGUCAUUCUCCCGUUAUUGUGCGGCCCGGCUUUUACGCGGAGAACCUCCUCCUCUACUCCAAGCAGGCGCAGGAAGAGGGCUUACUUCCCCUUCCCAUCGGCACUAACCACAAGUUUGCGCCGAUCGCUCUUGGUGAUGUUGCACAAGUUGUCGCUCAUGUUCUAACAGGUGAAGGAAAACAUGGAUUUAGCGAUAAACACAGAGGGCAGCUUAUAGUUCUGACUGGACCGAUGCUUGCUACCGGUGGUGAGCUUGCCACAGCUGCUAGUAAGUCAAUAGGAGAGGACCUCCAAUUCGAAGAUAUCUCUGAGGCGGAAGCCAAAAAGGUCCUGCAUGCUCAGGCUGAAAGUGACGAGUCCGAGAUACAAUAUUUACUAGAGUAUUACUCUCUAGUGCGUGAAGGUAAGACGAACUAUAUCUCUACCACUGCCUUUCACGACAUUACUGGCGGACACCCCCAGGAGCCGCCAGAUUUCUUCAAGGUGUAUGGGCAGGAUUUUCACCCAAAGCAUAGUCAUAAAAAGCGGAAACGGUGA
This is a messenger RNA of Aspergillus welwitschiae, 984 nucleotides long. RefSeq names its product SDR family oxidoreductase. The record is from RefSeq and is a predicted model, not a curated record. Lineage: Eukaryota; Fungi; Ascomycota; Eurotiomycetes; Eurotiales; Aspergillaceae. Bases 1 to 984 code for a protein of 327 amino acids. The transcript is spliced from 5 exons.